This is a messenger RNA of Guyanagaster necrorhizus, 4745 nucleotides long. RefSeq names its product ABC protein. The record is from RefSeq and is a predicted model, not a curated record. Gene Ontology annotation, molecular function: ATP binding; ABC-type transporter activity; ATP hydrolysis activity. Gene Ontology annotation, biological process: transmembrane transport. Lineage: Eukaryota; Fungi; Basidiomycota; Agaricomycetes; Agaricales; Physalacriaceae. The coding region runs from base 245 to 4450 and encodes 1401 amino acids. The transcript has 39 exons. Gene Ontology annotation, cellular component: membrane.
GCCAGAAUGGCCAACACUUGGAAGGCUGCUUACUUAUGCUUAUCGCUUAUCACAUCUUGUAGGAUCUCACGUUCGUGGUACUUGUCCUUCGGGUCGCGACAUCCCCGGUUCUUGCCCACUGCUUCUCCCUCAGUCACCUCCUUUGCACGCAUCUCUUUUCUUACGCUAUAUAACGCACACCGUGCACGCAGAAAGGGAACCCCAGUCUUGAGGCAUCGUAUCUCGCCUCGCUGCUCCAUCAGUCAUGGAAGAGAAGGCUGAGAAUACAGAGUCGACCAAAGGCCGCGAUCUAGACGCGCGUCAUGCAUCGAUUCGACUAGAUCUGGAUGCUGGUGUGCAGAAACUUCGAACAAGAAAGCGAUGGUGGCAGUUAUGGCUUCCCAAUCAAGUACCUCUUCCGCCACGAACGUCGUUGGCUGAUGCACCCGUUAUCCCGCUUGAAGAUGCUUCCCACUUAUCCAAAUUAACUUAUUCUUGGAUCACGCCAAUGAUGGUGCUAGGAUACCGAAGGACCCUUCAAGCACCUGAUCUUUGGAAGUUAAACUCCAGCCAAGAGUCGGGACUUCUUUCAGAGCAAUUAGAUGCCGCAUGGGAUCGUCGAGUAAAACGCGCUCGGGAAUGGAACAUGAUGUUGGAUUCUGGGAAAAUGAGGCCGAGCAUCAUGCUACGCGCGUUUUGGAUGGCGCGGUCGUUGACGUACGGCGUUAACUACCAUGAACGCCUUAUUUUCCUAGAAAAUCAUUGGAAAACUGUUUCGGCACGACAAACCCCAAGUCUGGCAUGGGCACUCAAUGAUGUAUUCGGUAGCAUGUUUUGGAUUGGCGGUGCUUUCAAGGUUUUAGGAGACACAGCACAACUUAUGGGGCCUCUCCUUGUCAAGGCUAUCAUCAAUUUUGCCAAAGCUCGUGCUGCUGACCGUUCCGAAGGAACAGAAGCACCAAAUGUUGGCCGUGGAAUAGGGAUGGCCAUAGGACUCUUCUGCAUCGUAAUUGUGACAAGCCUUGCAUCGCACCAGUUUUUCUGGCGCUCCAUGACUACAGGCGUGUUAGCGCGUGCAGCGCUCAUUCAUUCUAUUUAUAAACGAGGCGUGGUGUUGACCGGGAAGGCUAGAACUCAAUUUUCCAACGCUGCUAUUAUCAACCACAUAUCCACUGAUGUCAGUAGGAUAGACGCCGCCUCGCAGUGGUUUCAUGCAGGCUGGACCGCACCAAUUCAAGUGAUGGUUUGCUUGAUCAUCUUGCUCGUUCAGUUGGGGCCCUCCGUAUUGGCUGGGUUUUUGCUAUUCCUCCUCGUUGCCCCAGUCCAAGAGCGUCUCAUGGCGCAUCGAUUCUCCAUCGGUUCAAGAUCUAUGAAAUUCACAGAUGAACGGGCAAACACCUUUUUGGAGGCAUUAGGUGCUAUGCGAAUUGUGAAAUAUUUCACCUAUGAAGAACCGCUUCUGGAACGCAUCGACAACGUUCGAAACAAGGAGCUGGUGGGUAUUCGCCAAAUGCACCAUGCCCAAUCAGCAAACACAGCGUUUGCAUAUUCAAUACCUGUCUUGGCCUCCACCCUUGCGUUCGUGACAUAUACUAGCACAACAGCGUCUUUUGAUGCUGCGAUCAUCUUCGCCUCUUUGAGUCUUUUCAACCUACUGCGCCAGCCCAUGAUGUUCUUGCCAAGAGCGCUGUCUGUAACUGCAGAUGCUCGAAACGCGCUUAAAAGACUAUCCGGCAUAUUCCAUGCAGAAACUAUGACAGAAGAUUCAUUUGUUGUAAAUUCUCAACAAGGGCCGGCUUUAAAGGUAUCUGAUGCGACGUUCGAAUGGGAAUUACCUUCUUCCAUUGCCGAAAAUGACCUCACAAAGUUGGAAGACGGAAUAUCGACUGAAGAGAAUGCUGAUCAACCGUUUCGUGUGUCCAACAUCAAUAUGGAGGUGCCACGAAAACGUUUAGUCGCCGUUGUCGGUCGAGUUGGCUCAGGAAAGUCGAGUCUACUUCAAGGUUUGAUCGGCGAAAUGAGAAAAAUAUCUGGCGACCUUUCAUUCAGAGGUCCGGUUGCAUAUUGUCCACAGACAGCUUGGAUUCAAAAUGCAACUCUAAGAGAUAACAUUCUCUUUGGACAGCCGUUGGAUGAAGCGAGGUAUUGGGGAGUAGUCGAAAAGGCCUGUCUACUUCCCGACUUACAGAUGUUACCGGACGGAGAUUUAACCGAGAUCGGGGAGAAGGGUAUCAAUCUAAGCGGCGGACAAAAGCAGAGAGUGAACAUUGCGAGAGCCCUAUAUUAUAAUGCUGAUGUCCUUUUGUUUGAUGACCCACUUUCCGCCGUCGAUGCUCACGUCGGGAAGUCCCUCUUUCACGGAGCAAUUCUUCCCCUUGUCCAAGAAGGGAAGACCGUGAUACUCGUUACGCAUGCGGUACACUUCCUCUCUCACUGCGAUUAUGUCUACACUUUACACAACGGUUGUAUAAUCGAGCAAGGAACGUAUCAGCAACUUCUCGCCGACGAUGGUGAUUUUGCUCGACUUGUGACAGAAUUCGGAGGAACCAGUGCUUCCUCGGAGACAUCGAAUAUUAACGAUGACGACGGCUUGGAGGAGAUCAAGUCGAAGUCUGCUCAAGCGAGUGGUAAGGGUACAGGCAAGCUCGAAGGUAGACUCAUGGUAAAAGAACGACGCACAACUGGAUCGCUGCCAUGGGCAGUUUACCGAAGUUACUUCACGGCUGGUGGAGGUUUUCUCAGUGCUCCCUUUGUUGCACUUGCACUCAUCUUGAUGCAAGGAAGCCAAAUUCUUAGUUCUUACACUUUGGUCUGGUGGCAAGCGAACGCCUUCGACCGUCCGUUUUCCUUCUACCAGGUCCUUUAUGCAGGCCUCGGGUUGUCACAGGCUCUGUUUACAAUGUUGUUGGGUAUAUCCAUCGACAUAAUGUCAUCGCUUAUAUCAAGGAACCUGCACAAGAGCGCCUUGUGGAAUAUUUUCCAUGCCACGAUGGCUUUCUUCGACACAACGCCAAUGGGACGAAUACUAGGAAUAUUUGGCAAAGACAUUGACUCGAUUGAUAAUCAGCUCCCUACGUCCAUGAGAUUAUUUGUGAUUACUAUGUCCAACGUCAUGGGGGCCGUCAUAAUCAUUACUGUUCUUGAACACUAUUUCAUUAUCGCUGUGUUCAUCAUUGCGUUUGGCUACCAAUAUUUUGCGUCGUUCUAUCGCGCAAGCGCCCGAGAGAUGAGGAGAUUAGAUGGCAUGCUUCGCUCAGUUCUGUAUGCACACCUUUCCGAGUCCCUAACCGGCCUACCUACGAUUCGAGCAUACAGAGAGAUUCCGCGAUUUUUAAAUGAUAAUUGUUUUUACAUCGAUCUUGAGAACCGGGCGCUCAUCCUAACUGUUACCAACCAACGCUGGUUAGCCGUAAGGCUUGACGCUCUAGGUGCCGUGCUGGUUCUCUGCGCAGCGGUAUUCGCUGUCGUCGGUGUCUCAGGAAUCAGUCCUGCCGAGAUUGGCCUGGUGCUGACCUAUUCAACGACGCUAACUCAGUUAUGCGGUAUGGUAACCAGGCAAUCCGCUGAAGUCGAGAACUAUAUGAAUGCCGUGGAACGAGUUCUCAGCUAUAGCAAAGGAGAGGUUGUUGACCAGGAGGCCCCUUAUCAGACGGAUGCAGACAAAUCAACUACCCAGUUGACUCACGGUAGCAUUCAGUUUCGCGAUGUCGCGAUGAGUUAUCGACCCGGUAUGCCUCAGGUACUCCGUGGUAUCACACUAGAUAUACAGGGCGGCGAAAAAAUUGGCAUUGUAGGAAGGACAGGUGCCGGAAAAUCGUCACUCAUGUUGACGCUUCUGCGAAUAGUAGAGUAUUCCGGUGAGAUACACAUCGACAGGGACGACAUCUCGAAGAUGGGUCUGAAAAGCCUACGCUCCAAAAUGGCGAUUAUCCCGCAGGAUGUAGGGACCGUAAGAUCUACCUUGGACCCAUUCUCGAUAUACGAUGAUGCAAAAUUAUGGGAUGCUCUCAAGCGUUCUUUUCUUGUAGAUGAACAUCCACCGACUGCCAACAGCUCGACAACCGAAGUCGAAAUUCACCAGAACCGUAUCACUUUGGAUACAGUCGUAGAGCCAGAAGGGUUGAAUUUCAGCGUAGGGCAGCGGUCUUUGCUCAGUCUGGCGCGCGCCCUGGUAAAAGACACUAAGAUAGUCAUUUUGGAUGAGGCCACGGCUUCCGUUGAUGUAGAAACGGAUCAGAAGAUUCAGCAAACCAUCCAGCACCAAUUUCGAGAUCGCACUCUCUUAUGCAUCGCACAUCGCCUACGAACGAUCAUUUCGUACGAUCGUGUGUUGGUAUUGGAAGAAGGGCAAAUCGCUGAGUUUGACAGUCCCUCGAAUCUAUUUUUACAUGAAGAUGGCAUAUUUCGUGGGCUGUGCGAUCGGAGCAACAUAUCGUUUGACGAUAUUGAGCAGGCGGUCAAGUCAACUUGAUCUGUCAUAUUCGGGACAACUUGUCGACUACCAAGUCAAGUAAUUUUUCAGGCCCUUAAGAGGGUCAAUUCUGUACAUGGACUGGCUAUCCAUGUGGUUCUAUAUGUGUACAUAAAGUAUGAGAGAGUGUGAAGUGUGUAGUGACAUAAGUAGUUCAGUUAUGGCUGGGAUCUAUAAUCUGUUGAAAGUACAGAGGAGAGUACAGUAUAGAGAAUUAGAUUAGCCUCUCAAGAGAGAGACAUUGUACUUAUAUAUUCCUACUCCUGUAGUAAUUACAAGUACAAGAUUAUCAAGC